CAGAAGGUCCACCCUUUCAGCACCCCCUCUCCAGGUAAGGGGGAGAGACUGGCCCAGCCACCCAGGCAGUCAAACCACUAUCCUCAGUUGUCCCUGCCCCAGCAAAGUCCCAUCUUCCUGCUUCAUCCCAUGGCCUAACAUCCUCCAAGCCUGACCUCCAGUCCUGGUGAUGUAGCCAGAAGUCACAUUUAGCUUGACAUUGCCCUCCCCAUCCGGAUACUGAAUUGGGGGACCCUCUAGGCCUGAGAUAGGCUAUUCCACACAGACCCCACCCUGUCCCACUUCUGCUUGUCUGUCCCUGAAGAUGGAGUGCUCACUACCACCCAGGCAGCUCUGACAGAGGAGUCACCCACUCUUGAGCUGUGUUCUUCUCUCCCUUCCUGCUCCUAGCUCUUCCCUGGGGUCUAUUAAUGCCUCUUACUGUCACUCACAGUGGGGGCUGAGGGUUGUUGCCUGGAAUUCAGGGAGCUCGGGCAGUCCAGAGCCCCUGGAUCUGGAGCUCCACUCACCUUACCCUGACCUCGAGUUGGGUAGGUAUGGCUGGAGAACUUUUACCCAUGAAGCAAAGGGAUGGUUUUAAAGAGGUGAAUGUUAGGUAACAAGCCACCGAGAGUUAGAAUGGGGACUGGACUCCGGAACCCAUGUGCUCACCACUGAUUUGGUUCGUGAGAGGCACCAGACAGGAAUAGGUCUUACAAAGGGUGCUAAUGCCCCUGAUGGGGGCAUUCCAGCAAAGCAAACAAGAGCAAAGCACAGGCAGACCUGUGGGGGUACAGACAGCGAGUCACGCCCUUGGGCCCGGGCAUCCUGCAGGUUUGGGGUGUGAAGGCUGGAGGUGAGGUGGGCACCACCCACACAGGGCCUCAGAUGUGAGCUUGUGAUAGGGCAUGUGACUGGCCGAUCAGGCUGUGAUGGUGACGGAUGUCUACUCGAGGCCCACUGUGCGCUGGACUUGGGGUACGUCAGGCAGGGUCUGGGAGCAGCAUGGUGUCAGGCAGCUCAGUGAUCCCUGUCACCUUGGCAAACAAGGUGUACUCCCUGUACUCCCCACCAGUGUCACAACCACCAGCCCUCAGCCCUCCGGGUUACUUCAGAAUUCCAGAGAAGUCUCAGUUCCAUGCGCAGCCAGGGACUGUUUGAGCCUAAGCAGCCCUCAGGAGCCCCUCACCCCCAGCACUCUCAAGUGCCCUCACAGCUAGUUGGGCAUAAGUUGGGGUCUCUGUGGAGGCGACCAUGAGAACCCCUCUUCCCAGGGACACCGGCCUUCCCCAUUCCCACAACCUUCUCCCCUGCUGCAGGACCUGGGCAUCACUUACCUAUGGGCCCUGGAGAGGGCUUGGCAGGUGUAGCUGCUCCCAGCCUGCCCUCAGUAGGGGACAGGGUUGGGGCUCUGACCCAGUUAGGUGGGAGCGAGGGGCUGGACUGUCCCUGACCCAUGUUCCUGCUCAGAGCUGGCACAACUGACCAAGGCAGAGGCUCUGAGAGGGGCAUGGGAAGCCUGAGCAUCACGGCCACCCCUCCCAGGCCCUGGGCCUUCACAUGCAGCACUGCUACUAUGCUCUCAUCCCCUGCCAUUCUCUGCCUUCUGACCCUGGCUCCCUGAGGGACUCCCAUACCCCGACACAUCGCAGUCUCAAGCCAUGGGGCCUAGGCCAGAGUUGGCCUGAGGCCUUCCAGGGAGAAAAGGUAAGACCCAGGGAGGCAGGACAGGCAGCCACCCCACCCCUGCCUAAUACUGUGCCUUGGAGACCUCCUCAUCCCCUUUCAGAGCCCCUGAAGGCUGUCUUGAUUGCCCCAGCCCUGAACCCAGCUCAGCCCAAUCUGCUGAAAGUUUACAGGACUGGACAGGCCAAGGCUGUGGUUCUAGGGACAGAAAGCAGGAGUAUGUAGAGAUUGAGGGACCCACCCCUAUCCUGGGAAGGCUGAUCAAGGUGAUGGCCACCAGGAGGGUGGGAGGUUCCUGCUCAAGUACUACAAGCCCAAGUUACACAAGGCAGUAGGGCAUAGAGUGGGCAGAGGCCUGGACAAGAGGAUGUGAACCACAGAUGGGGAGAGGUGGAAGCCGGAGAAGCAGGUCCUGGUUGGACCAGCAGCCUGGAAUGCCAGGCUCAGCAGUCGAGCCUUUAUGGGGAGGGGUUAGACAUAGUCAAAUGUGGGCUUUCUGGUGCUCAGUAGAGCUGCAGCUGGCAGGAAGACUACCAUUUUGAGUGACUGGCUUGACUGAGGGGCAGAAGAGGGGAAGACAGCAUUGGGACAUUUUUGAAGGCAGCCAGCGGUCUCUGUGGGGCCACUGAGGCAAGGAUCGGGUCACAUGGUCUGCAUGGGCUGGCUUGCUAGCAAUCAUGAGUGGUCCUGGCCUAGAACUAAGGUCUGGCUUUCAGCAUCCUCAAAGGUACACUGAAGGCAAAGUAGUAGAUAAGGCAUCCCCUAUGGGGCCUCCUGUUUCCCCAUCUGUAAUGGGAGAGGUUCAGAAGAAGUGGUCCAGGACCCCUGGCCGCCUCUGCUGUCUCGGGAUCUGGGUAUUUUGGGCUCCUUGCUGAUUGUUCGGGAGGAGGCUGCCAGCAGGAGAGGGUGGAGAGGUCAAUAAAUGUCACUGACAGGCAAAAUGUCAUGGUUGUGUGGGUCUGCUCCAUGGUGGCCCUGGCACCUCUCUGAGUUGUCUUCAGAUCUGCACUAAAAUAUACCAGGGAGUUCCCCAGUCACAGGGUGGAUGGCUGCUCUGCCUAGGUUUUUUGGGGAUCUGGCUCAGGUCUGCUGUGGUCAGGCCUCUUGCCCUGGGACCAUUCAGGCCUUGCCCUGUGGUCUGGGUCCAUAGACUGCAAAAAUUAGCCAUCCAUCCAAAGAUAGUUCUGGAGGUCCUUGGGUAUGAGGUCCAUGGCCCCUGGGGAGCAGCCUCAGGCCUGCUGAGUACUGACCAUGAUGUGUCCCUUGCCUCUUCAUCCUUUUCCACUCUAGCUCCCCCUGUCCACCUCUAACUCUAGGACUCAGCUGGUUGGGAGCUCCAGAUGGCGCCGGCCUGGAGGAAUUCCUGUAUAAGCCACCACCCACCCCUAUCCCCUGGGAGGGGCUUAGAGGUUAGAGGAGAUACGGGCUAGGCUAGGAUUUAUCAGCUGUGUUCCUGAGCAAAGAGAACUGCAGGGUCCAGAUGAGGUGGCCAGGACAUGGCGGUGCUGGGGGGACAAAGGUAUGGCUGAGUCUUCUACAUCGACCUCUAUGGCCUAAGGCCUUGAGCACAGGUCAGGGAGCUGUGGGUGCCUUGAGUGAAGGGUACUGAAGCAGCAGGAUCAGAACCCUCACCUGGAUAAGAGCUCUUCCAGGCGCCAACCUCAUGCUUGUAAAACUAGUCUCUGGCCCACAAGCCCCACCCAGGAUAGGUGACUCCACCCCUCUGUAACAGGUCCCACCCUCAGCGCAGGCCAGGUCGCUUGCAGCCUCUCUCACUGGGGCCCAGGGUGCCCCGGCCCCCCCACAUCCCUGCGGUCUGCCGGGAGGAAGCGGUCCCCCUCCCCCACCGUGACUUUGCGUUUCCUGCCCCAGCCCCGGGGCGGGAGGAGACAUUUCCCGUUCACACCAAAGUUUUCCUGGCAGCGCCUAGACCUGGGCUUAGCCACUGCCCCUCUUGCCCAUGGAACCAGCUCUGGGGCCUGGGGUCCAGAAGGACCUGGGUUACCUGCAGCAGUGGCUGAAGGCCUUCGUAGGUGCCUUCAAGAAGAGCAUCUCACUGUCCUCUCUGGAGCCACGAAGGCCAGAGGAGGCAGGUGCAGAGGUCCCGCUGCUACCACUGGAUGCGCUGCAUGUGCUGGCCGAGCAGCUGCACCAGGCCGACCUGGAGCAAGCCCUCCUGCUGCUCAAGCUCUUCAUCAUUCUGUGCAGAAACCUGGAGAACAUAGAGGCAGGCCGGGGCCAGGUGCUAGUGCCCCGAGUGCUGGCGCUGUUGACCAAGUUGGUGGCGGAGCUGAAAGGAUGCCCACCACCCCAGGACCAAGGGGCACAGUUGGAGAAUGUGGCCCUACAUGCUCUGCUUCUCUGCGAGGGCCUCUUUGACCCUUACCAGACCUGGCGGCGCCAGCGCAGUGGGGAAGUCAUCAGCUCCAAGGAGAAGAGCAAAUACAAGUUCCCUCCUGCUGCUUUGCCCCAGGAAUUCAGUGCCUUCUUCCAAGAGAGCCUACAGAAUGCAGACCACUUGCCUCCCAUACUGCUGUUGCGUCUCAUCCACCUCUUCUGCGCCGUCCUCGCUGGAGGAAAGGUAGGCUGGGAGGAGAACGGGCAGAUGGCUGUAAGUGACGGCUCUGUGAAAGGCCUGCUGAGUGUGGUGCGGGGCUGGAGCCAUGGGCCAGCCCCAGACCCCCACCUAGUACCACUGGCUCUAGAGGCACUGGUGGGUGCAGUCCAUGUCUUGCAUGCCAGCCGCACACCUCCUCGUGGCCCAGAGCUUCGUGCCCUGCUUGAGAGCUACUUCCAUGUCCUUAAUGCCGACUGGCCAGCUGGUCUGAGCUCAGGCCCCGAAGAGGCCCUUGUCACCCUCCGGGUCAGCAUGCUCGAUGCCAUCCCCAUGAUGCUGGCAUGUGAAGACCGGCCAGUGCUGCAAGCCACCUUCCUCAGCAACAAUUGCUUUGAACACCUCACUCGGCUCAUUCAGAACAGCAAGCUGUACCUGCAGGCCCGGGCGCCCCCUGAGGGGGACAGUGACCUGGCUACCCGGUUACUGACUGAGCCCAAUGUCCAAAAGGUCCUGGACCAAGACACAGACGCCAUUGCAGUCCAUGUAGUCAGAGUGCUGACCUGCAUCAUGAGUGACUCCCCCUCAGCCAAGGAGGUGUUUAAGGAGCGCAUCGGCUACCCUCACCUGCAGGAGGUUCUGCAGAGCCAUGGUCCCCCUACCCAUCGGCUGUUGCAAGAGCUGCUCAACAUGGCUGUGGAGGGUGACCACAGCUUGUGGCCACCUCCACCAAUCCGCAACGAGCAGCCGAUACUGGUGCUGGUGCAGUGGCUGCCGUCAUUGCCCACCGCUGAGCUGCGGCUCUUCCUAGCACAACGCCUCAGGUGGCUCUGUGACAGCUGCCCUGCCAGCCGUGCCACCUGUGUGCAGGCAGGCCUGGUGGGCUGCCUGUUGGAGACACUCAGCACAGGGCUAGCCCUGGAGGCCCGCUGCCAAGAGCAACUGCUGGCACUGCUACAAGCACUGGGCCGUGUAUCAAUAAGGCCCAUGGAGCUGCGUCACCUGCUGCGCCCUCCGCCAGGAUUGGACUCGGGACCAGGUGGAGCUGAGGCUGGAAAGGCCCGACACGCAGGUGCUGUCAUCCGUUCAUUAUCAGGCAUGGCCAGGCACCGGGGCCCUGCACGCGCUCUACGCUACUUUGACCUCACGCCCAGCAUGGCGGGCAUCAUGGUACCCCCUGUGCAGCGAUGGCCAGGGCCUGGCUUCACCUUUCAUGCCUGGCUCUGUCUGCACCCCAUGGAUAUAGCACCUACCCCUGCCCCCACCCGACCACUCCAGCGAAAGCAGCUGUACAGCUUCUUCACCAGCAACGGCUCAGGGUUUGAGGCCUUCUUCACGGCGGCCGGGACCCUGGUGGUGGCUGUGUGCACACGGAAGGAGUACUUGACCAUGAGUUUGCCCGAAGUGUCCUUUGCCGACUCUGCCUGGCACUGCGUGGCUAUCGUCCAUGUGCCUGGGCGCCGGCCCUUCAGCCAGAACCUGGUCCAUGUCUACAAAGACGGCCAUCUGGUCAAGACAGCGCCCCUUCGCUGCCCCUCCCUCAGUGAGCCUUUCUCUUCCUGCUGUAUCGGCUCCGCUGGGCACCGCACAACGACCACCACCACGGGGCUGCCCAUGCCACCAGUCCCCGCCACCCUGGCCUACACUCACCCCGCCCUCACCCGCUCCCAGUCAGUCCCAGCCUCCACGGGGCUUGGCUGGGGGUCCGGGCUGGUGGCCCCCCUGCAGGAGGGCAGCAUCGACUCUACCCUCGCAGGCACCCAGGACACUCGGUGGGGCAGUCCCACAUCCCUGGAGGGUGAGCUGGGGACUGUGGCCAUCUUUCACGAAGCCCUGCAGGCGACGGCUCUGUGGACCCUGUGCACCCUGGGGCCCAAUGAGACGGCACCCUUCAAGCCUGAGGGGGAGCUGCAUGAGCUCAGCACCAGGCUGCUCCUCCAUUACUCACCUCAGGCUUGUAAGAACAACAUUUGCCUGGACCUGUCCCCCAGUCAUGGGCUCGAUGGGCGCCUGACGGGCCACAGAGUGGAGACCUGGGAUGUGAAGGAUGUGGUGAACUGCGUUGGGGGUAUGGGUGCCCUGCUGCCCCUGCUGGAGCGAGUAGCUGCACAGCCCAAAGAGGCUGAGGCAAGUCCAGCUGAAACGCAUGACCUCGUGGGUCCUGAACUGACCUCUGGCCACAAAACCCAAGGCCUGGUUCUCCCAUUGGGUAAAUCUUCAGAGGAACGGAUGGAGAGGAACGCAGUGGCUGCUUUUCUGCUGAUGCUGCGGAACUUCCUUCAGGGUCACAUGGUGAACCAAGAGAGCCUGGUGCAGUGCCAGGGGCCUGCCAUCAUUGGGGCCCUCCUGCGAAAGGUCCCCAGCUGGGCCAUGGACAUGAACGUGCUCAUGUCUGCCCAGCUGCUGAUGGAGCAAGUGGCGGCUGAGGGCAGCGGGCCCCUCCUGUACCUACUCUACCAGCAUUUGCUCUUCAACUUUCACCUCUGGACCCUCAGUGACUUUGCCGUGCGCCUCGGCCACAUCCAGUACAUGUCCAGCAUAGUUCGGGAGCACAGACAGAAGCUGAGGAAGAAGUACGGCGUCCAGUUUAUCCUGGAUGCUCUGCGCACCCACUACAGCCCGCAGCGGGAGCGCCCCCUGGCUGCUGACGACCUACGCACCGUGCAGACCUCCCUCCUGGGCCUGGCAAGGGAGUUCCUGGUGCGGAGCCUCUCAGCAGAUGAUGUGCAGGUCACGCAGAUCAUGCUGAACUUUUUGGCAGCCACAGGCGACGAUGGCCAGGUGGUGGGUGCGCUGGACCUGCUGCUAGCCCUGCUGCAUGGUUCCCUGGCGCAGGAGUCCUUGGCUAUCUUUCUGUUGGAGCCAGGGAACCUCGAAGUGCUGCUGGCCCUGCUAGUGCGGCCAGGGUCACUGCCCCUGCUGCCCGAUCGAGUCUGCAAGAUCCUGCGCAGACUGCAGCAGAACGAGCGGCUACCUGAGCGGAGCCGCCAGCGCCUCCGGCUGCGGGAGUGUGGUCUCCAGGGUCUGAUUGCCUGCUUGCCUGAGGGGACUGUUUCCCCCCAGCUCUGCCAGGGCCUCUACAAGCUGUUCCUGGGGGCAGAUUGCCUGAACCUCUCAGAUCUGCUGGCUGUGGUACAGCUGUCCCUCCAGGCUGACCUCAGCGUUCGCCUAGACAUCUGUCGCCAGCUCUUCCACCUCAUCUAUGGACAGCCAGAUAUAGUGCGCCUUCUGGCCCGACAGGCUGGCUGGCAGGAUGUGCUGACCCGGCUAUAUGUCCUGGAAGCUGCCACAGCUGGCAGUCCCCCUCCUUCUUCCCCAGAGUCACCCACCUCCCCCAAGCCAGCCCCACCCAAGCCACCCACUGAGUCACCUGCUGAGCCUUCAGAUGUCUUCCUGCCCUCAGAGGCCCCCUGCCCUGACCCUGAUGGCUUUUACCAUGCUCUCUCCCCAUUCUGCAUGCCCUUUGACCUGGGCCUGGAACGGUCUAGUGUAGGAUCAGGCAACACUGCUGGUGGUGGCGGCAGCAGUGGUACUCUUACUCCAGCCAGCCAGCCUGGCACUCCUUCCCCACUGGAUGGGCCGAGGCCCUUUUCUGCUGCCCCUGGCCGCCACAGCUCCAGUCUCUCCAAUGUGCUGGAGGACGGCAGCCUCCCAGAGCCCACCAUUAGCGGGGAUGAUACCUCGAACACCAGCAACCCACAGCAAACCUCUGAGGAAGAGUUGUGCAAUCUGCUCACCAACGUGCUGUUCUCGGUGACGUGGCGUGGUGUGGAAGGUAGCGAUGAGGCUGCCUGGCGGGAGCGUGGCCAGGUUUUCUCGGUGCUCACCCAGCUGGGGGCCUCAGCCACACUUGUGCGCCCACCAGACUGCAUCAAGCGCAGCCUCCUGGAGAUGAUGCUGGAGUCAGCCCUGACCGACAUCAAGGAAGCCCCCGUGGGGGUCCUGGCCAGCCUCACCCAGCAGGUGCUUUGGCUGCUGCGUCUGCUGCAGGACUUCCUGUGUGCUGAAGGCCAUGGUAACCAGGAACUGUGGAGUGAGAAGCUCUUUGAAGGUGUAUGCAGCCUACUUGAUCGCCUGGGAGCCUGGCCCCACCUGGCCAACGGCACAGCUGAUCUCCGUGAGAUGGCACAGAUUGGCCUGCAGCUUGUGCUUGGCUACAUCCUGCUGGAAGACCCACAGCUGCAUGCCCAGGCCUAUGUGAGAUUGCACAUGCUGCUACAGACUGCAGUGCCAGCCCGCCGCGAGGAAGCCUGCUAUGUGCUCUCCAAGCUGGAGGCUGCACUGGGGCGGGCGCUGAACACCUCUUCCUCCGAGUCAGCCACUGAUAAGACAGGGCCCCCACCUGCAGCCACAGCAGCCGCAGAGCGCUGCUCCUGGCUGGUGCCGCUGGUACGCACGCUGCUAGACCGUGCCUAUGAGCCGCUGGGGCUGCAGUGGGGACUACCCUCCCUGCCACCCACCAAUGGCAGCCCCACCUUCUUUGAAGACUUCCAGGCUUUUUGUGCCACACCCGAAUGGCGCCACUUCAUCGACAAACAGGUGCAGCCAACCAUGUCCCAGUUCGAAAUGGACACGUAUGCUAAGAGCCACGACCUUAUGUCAGGUUUCUGGAAUGCCUGCUAUGACAUGCUCAUGAGCAGUGGGCAGCGGCGCCAGCGGGAGCGUGCCCAGAGUCGUCGGGCCUUCCAGGAGCUGGUGCUGGAACCUGCGCAGAGGCGGGCGCGCCUGGAGGGGCUGCGCUACACGGCAGCGCUGAAGCAGCAGGCAGCGCAGCACUCCACAGCCCUGCUGCACUGGGGCACGCUGUGGCGCCAGCUCGCCAGCCCAUGUGGGGCAUGGGCGCUGAGGGACCCUCCCACCCUCCGCUGGAAACUGUCCAGCGCUGAGACAUACUCACGCAUGCGUCUGAAGCUGGUGCCCAACCAUCACUUCGACCCUCACCUGGAAGCCAGUGCCCUCCGUGACAAUCUGGGUGAGGUUCCCCUGACACCCACCGAGGAGGCCUCACUGCCUCUGGCAGUGACCAAAGAGGCCAAAGUGAGCACCCCACCCGAGGAGCUGCAGGAGGACCAGCUCGGCGAAGAUGAGCUGGCUGAGCUGGAGACCCCGAUGGAGGCAGCAGAACUGGAUGAGCAGCGUGAGAAGUUGGUGCUGUCGGCUGAGUGCCAGCUGGUGACGGUAGUGGCCGUGGUCCCAGGGCUGCUGGAGGUCACCACACAGAAUGUGUACUUCUACGAUGGCAGCACUGAGCGUGUCGAAACUGAGGAGGGCAUUGGCUAUGAUUUCCGGCGCCCACUGGCCCAGCUGCGUGAGGUCCACCUGCGGCGUUUCAACCUGCGCCGUUCAGCACUUGAGCUCUUCUUUAUCGAUCAGGCCAACUACUUCCUCAACUUCCCAUGCAAGGUGGGCACGACCCCAGCCUCAUCUCCUAGCCAGACUCCCAGGCCCCAGCCUGGCCCCAUCCCACCCCACACCCAGGUACGGAACCAGGUGUACUCGUGGCUCUUGCGCCUACGGCCUCCCUCUCAAGGCUACCUAAGCAGCCGCUCCCCCCAGGAGAUGCUGCGUGCCUCAGGCCUUACACAGAAAUGGGUACAGCGUGAGAUAUCCAACUUCGAGUACUUGAUGCAACUCAACACCAUUGCGGGGCGGACCUACAAUGACCUGUCUCAGUACCCUGUGUUCCCCUGGGUCCUGCAGGACUACGUGUCCCCAACCCUGGACCUCAGCAACCCAGCCGUCUUCCGGGACCUGUCUAAGCCCAUCGGUGUGGUGAACCCCAAGCAUGCCCAGCUCGUGAGGGAGAAGUAUGAAAGCUUUGAGGACCCAGCGGGGACCAUUGACAAGUUCCACUAUGGCACCCACUACUCCAAUGCAGCAGGCGUGAUGCACUACCUUAUCCGCGUGGAGCCCUUCACCUCCCUGCACGUCCAGCUGCAGAGUGGCCGCUUUGACUGCUCCGACCGGCAGUUCCACUCAGUGGCAGCAGCCUGGCAGGCACGCCUGGAGAGCCCCGCCGAUGUGAAGGAGCUCAUCCCAGAAUUCUUCUACUUUCCUGACUUCCUGGAGAACCAGAACGGUUUUGACCUGGGCUGUCUCCAGCUGACCAACGAGAAGGUGGGCGAUGUAGUGCUGCCCCCGUGGGCCAGCUCUCCUGAGGACUUCAUCCAGCAGCACCGCCAGGCUCUGGAGUCGGAGUAUGUGUCUGCCCACCUGCACGAGUGGAUCGACCUCAUCUUUGGCUACAAGCAGCGGGGGCCAGCUGCCGAGGAGGCCCUCAAUGUCUUCUAUUACUGCACCUAUGAGGGGGCUGUAGACCUGGACCAUGUGACAGAUGAGCGGGAACGGAAGGCUCUGGAGGGUAUUAUCAGCAACUUUGGGCAGACUCCCUGUCAGCUGCUGAAGGAGCCACAUCCAACUCGGCUCUCAGCUGAGGAAGCAGCCCAUCGCCUUGCACGCCUGGACACUAACUCACCUAGCAUCUUCCAGCACCUGGACCAACUCAAGGCAUUCUUUGCAGAGGUCGUCAGUGAUGGUGUACCCCUGGUGCUAGCUCUGGUCCCCCACCGGCAGCCCCACUCCUUCAUCACCCAGGGUUCCCCAGACCUGUUGGUGACCGUGAGUGCCAGUGGGCUGCUGGGUACCCACAGCUGGUUGCCCUAUGACCGCAACAUAAGCAACUACUUCAGCUUCAGCAAAGACCCCACCAUGGGCAGCCACAAGACGCAGCGACUGCUGAGUGGCCCAUGGGUGCCAGACAGUGGUGUGAGCGGACAAGCACUGGCAGUGGCCCCUGACGGAAAGCUGCUAUUCAGCGGUGGCCACUGGGAUGGCAGCCUGCGAGUGACUGCACUAUCCCGUGGCAAGCUGUUGAGCCAGCUCAGCCGCCACCUUGAUGUAGUAACCUGCCUUGCACUGGACACCUGUGGCAUCUACCUCAUCUCAGGCUCCCGGGACACCACAUGCAUGGUGUGGCGGCUCCUGCAUCAGGGUGGUCUGUCAGUAGGCCUGGCACCAAAGCCUGUGCAGGUCCUGUAUGGGCAUGGGGCUGCAGUGAGCUGUGUGGCCAUCAACACUGAACUUGACAUGGCUGUGUCUGGAUCUGAGGAUGGAACUGUGAUCAUACACACUGUACGCCGUGGCCAGUUUGUGGCAGCACUACAGCCUCCGAGUGCCUCAGUGCCUGGACCUAUUUUCCACCUGGCAUUGGGGUCCGAAGGCCAGAUUGUGGUACAGAGCUCAGCGUGGGAACGUCCUGGGGCCCAGGUCACCUACUCCUUGCACCUGUAUUCGGUCAAUGGGAAGUUGCGGGCUUCACUGCCCCUGGCAGAGCAGCCUACAGCCCUGACGGUGACAGAGGACUUUGUGUUGCUGGGCACCGCCCAGUGCGCCCUGCACAUCCUCCAACUAAACACACUGCUCCCGGCUGCGCCUCCCCUGCCCAUGAAGGUGGCCAUCCGCAGCGUGGCCGUGACCAAGGAGCGCAGCCACGUGCUGGUGGGCCUGGAGGACGGCAAGCUCAUCGUGGUGGGCGCCGGGCAGCCUUCUGAGGUGCGCAGCAGCCAGUUCGCGCGGAAGCUGUGGCGGUCCUCGCGGCGGAUCUCCCAGGUGUCCUCGGGAGAGACGGAAUACAACCCUGCUGAGGCGCGCUGAACCUGGCCAGUCCGGCUGCUCGGGCCCCGCCCCCGACGGGCUUGGCCCGGAAGGCCCCGCCCAGAAGUCGACGGGAACACCCCGGGGUGGGCCACCCAGGGGGUGGGCGGGGCCCCACCCUGCCCAGCUCAGGGAUUGGCGGGCGAUGUUACUCCCUCAGGGAUUGGCGGGCGGAAGUCCUGCCCCUCGCCGGCUGAGGGGCGGCCCUGAGAGUCAGCGCUGGCGUCUGCGGCCGUAGCAGCACUUUUUGCACAGUCUGGGGCGGGGUUCCCCGGCUUCCAAGUCCCCGUUUCGUCAGAGCACGAGGGCCGCCUGUGGCCUUAAUUCCUAACGGCGGCCCCGGUUCUCCCUUAUCGGCAAUAAACCUGGCCUAGUUUUGUAGC
This is a messenger RNA of Cercocebus atys (sooty mangabey), 12255 nucleotides long. RefSeq names its product neurobeachin-like 2 (gene NBEAL2). The transcript has 54 exons. NCBI's taxonomy places the organism in Eukaryota, Metazoa, Chordata, Mammalia, Primates, Cercopithecidae. Gene Ontology annotation, cellular component: membrane; cytosol. Gene Ontology annotation, biological process: intracellular protein localization. Gene Ontology annotation, molecular function: protein kinase binding. The record is from RefSeq and is a predicted model, not a curated record. Bases 3626 to 11872 code for a protein of 2748 amino acids.